GAAAGAAAACUAAUUAUAUAAUGGAAGAGGAUGAUCAAAGUAAUAUCAUCCAGAAACUUAAGAAAGCGAUACAAGACAAUGAUGCAGAGAGCCUUAAAGAAAUUCUUCGAUCCUCUCCCGGGGCUUCAGGUCUAACUGUAGAUGGACUGCCUUUAAUACAUUAUGUCUGUAAGCAGCCAGGAUCAAGUUGUGAUGUCAUACAGGCCAUUCUGCAGUCCAGCAGUGUCGACGUCAACCAAUCAAGUGAGGAGGGAACACCACUGCAAUUGGCCUGUAAGCAUGGAACUGAUCAGGUGGUGCCAGUUUUGCUGGAUGCGGGGGCAUGGCUGGAGUCCGAAGAAGUCCCUAUUUAUGAUGUCAACUCCCCCUUUUACCUAGCGUCAGCAUGCGGCCAUUAUGGGGUCAUAGAGAAGCUGUUUUUGUACCAGCCAAGUACGUCUAAUAUACCAACACCACUGGAGUUGGUGAAGGAUCUGAGGGUGAGGACUUGUCUCCUGUAUGCAGCCUGUUUGGGAGGUAACCAGAGGAUCAUUCGACUAUGGCUGACCCCGGAAAUGGACAUCAACCACCCCCCUUAUUACUCUCGCGGCGGCUCCUUCUCUAUGGACAAGACUCCACUGUAUGCAGCUUGUGCUGGAAAUCAUCUAGAAGUGACUGAGCUGUUAGUAGGAUUUGGUGCCGAGCUUACCCAGAAAAUCAUAGAAGAUUUCCCAGAGAUCUCCAGUAAACUGGUGAAGAACUGCAUCAGUCAACAGCAACUGGAAUAUACAAAUGAAGACUACAGUGAAGAUUUAGUGCACAUAGCCAACUACAGUCACAAAGAACUGGGAGGUUUUCACGAAUACUGGCUGUCUGAUUACAAAAACAUUUUAGUGGAACUCAACAUCAGUAACAAUAAUAUAAGACGUCUGCCGGCGGCCAUCCCCUGGUCGCUACCCUCCCUCAAAAUAUUUAACGCCUCCUGUAACAAAAUUACUGCCUUCAAAGUGGAAAAUCCCUCAGCAAUACAGUGCUCUCAUUUAGAAAAUGUCCUCCUUCAAGAAAAUUUGCUAGAAGAACUGUGUUAUGAACUUUUUCAACUACCAGAACUGAAGUAUUUGAAUGUCGCUCACAACAGAAUGAAGUAUUUAGUGAAGUCUCACCAGAGAUAUGACGACUGGAAGAAACUGUCGUCAGAGGCUGAGAAACCUGAGUGGUCCUGUACAAAAUUACGCUGCCUGAAUGCUUCGUAUAACAAAUUAGAGAUGUUACCGACAGAAAUCAGUAGCUGUACUGGUCUGGUAGAACUAGACGCCAGCAACAAUAAACUGGUGGCCUUCCCAUCACCAUGGGAAUGUAAACUGUCCACAUUAAAUCUUUCUCACAAUGAAAUAUUCCGGUUUGCCCCGAGUGUGGAACUAUUCUGGUGUGCAACUUUAAAAAAGCUACAUCUUGACUUCAACUUAUUAGAGGAAAUGACAGAAAGCAUGGUCAAACUAUGUUGUCUACAGGUGUUAAAUUUAUCUAACAACAAAAUCAGUGUCCUUCACAGACCAGAGGUCUGGGACUGUAAAAUGUUACAGAUACUGGACCUCAGUGGCAACAGACUGGGGCUCCCCACGGGGGAUUCAGCUCUUCCUUGUCAGAAGCCCAGAAUACUGCCAAGAAGGUUGAGUCGAAAUUCUACAAGUGCGGAAAAUGAAUCCGCAAAAAUUGUAUUCCCCUCAUUUUUGGCUCAUUGUCUGAAUGAGUUAAAUCUGAGUGACAAUUUUUUGGAUUGUGUUCCCCCUUCUGUCUGUGAACUCGUGUCACUGCAAACUUUAGAUAUAUCAAGAAAUCCAUCCAUAAAAGAAUUACCAAAAGAACUAGGGCAGUUAAGUCAGUGUAACAGCCUGAAUGUCCAUGGCACAAAGAUAGCUGGGGAGGAACCAGCGUCCCCUGUGGAUUGUCACAUAUGGACCAAGAAAAUGAUUCAGAGUCUGAAUGAAAAAUUACGACAGAGCAAAGGGUACUACAGAUUAAAGCUGGUAGUGGUGGGCAAGAAGGAUAAAGGAAAAACCGCCAUUACUAACCUACUAGGCUGUAAAUCCAAUAUCGAGUUCCAUGGAACUGGACUUCGGAGGGUAGAAACCAUUCUGUCUCCCAAAAAGAAAGUUGGUCUUUUUGAAAAGCUGCCGGGGCACCAUCAUAAACACAGAAUUCGGACAGAGCGGGACCACCCUAAGAAGGUGCCAGUAGAGCUGUGUGUGUGGGACCUGGCGGGAGACGAGUGUUAUAAGGCCACCCAGCACUGCUUCUUCACCCCUAACUCUCUGUACCUCGUGGUCUGGGAUCUCUGGUCUCUGGCCAAAGACAUGGACAAAAUAGGAAAACUUCUCUACAGUAUAGAGGCAAGAAAUCCAAAUUCAAAGGUGAUCAUUGCUGCCACCUUCCUGGACAAGAAUAACAGCCCGACCAGAGUCACUGAAGUGACAGAAAUCAAGGAGAAGCUACUAGAGGCCUUUGGGAGUUCCUCGGAAAGAUGUGGGGGACUCUGCUCCCAGCUAGAGGAUUACAACAUCAUCCCUAUGUCUUGUACCACAGGGGAAGGUGUGGCUGAGUUAAGAGAUGCCCUGUACAAUGCAGCCUUUACAAUGAAGGAGGGAGGGAAAUCAGCAGGGAGAUACCUGUUGGGGAGGAGCGUACCUAACAGCUACCUACAGGUGGAGAGAGAGGUAUACAGAGAGCUGGAGAACCGAGUUAGGGAGGAAAAACCCACCUUCCUCGUCCAGAAUGAGUUGUAUGAACUCAUAGAGAAGAUUCCAGGUUGUGAUAUAGAGAUUCCUCAAGAGAUACCAGAGGUUGUGAAAUUCCUGGUCACAUCUGGAGCAAUGUUACAUUUCAAUGAACAGCUACAGGGACUAAACAACUUCUAUUAUCUGGACCCGACCUGGUUGUGUGAUGUUCUGUCACAGGUUCUUAUGGACUCGGCAUUGGUUCGCUCUAUGAAGGGAGGUAAGAUCCCCCUGUCUACAGUACAGGAUAUGUAUCUAAAGGAUUCCAGAUUUCCUAACGAGAACGUCCCUCAAUACAUACAACUGCUGGAACAAUUUGAAAUCGCUCUCAAAGUGGAGUCAGAUAAAAAGUUAUUCAUCCCCUCUCAUCUUCACCCUAACCCUGGAAUGGACCUCCAGUUUCAUGGUCGGGACGGUAAGCGAGUGUUCCGUCUGUACCAGCUGGCCUUCAUCCCUAACGGACUGUGGAGCAGGCUGCUGUCUAGGAUCAUGUGUAGAAUUGAACUCCUGGCCAAUGACUGGGUCCUCAGGUCCUCUGUCAGAAUGAAACCCGGGAAAUCCCUCUACAGGUUCAAUUCUAAAGCUAGCCUCACUGGAGGCAAGGGCUUGAAGAUAAGCAAUAAGGACAUGAUAUACUGGGAGGACGGGAUGUUCCUGAGGCACGAGAAGGGGCACUUCAUGCUGGAAUCUAUCCAGGUGACACAGAAGGAGGGGUACACGACCCACGGGAUCCUCAUCACUGUCCAGUCAGUGGAGGAGGACUACUCUAUAAUGGGGAUGAUUGUAGACGCGGUGGAGGACCUCCUCAGUGAUCACUACCCAGGUUUGAUGGAUUAUGACAUGAUGGGGAGACCAAGAAUACAGAGAUUUGCCGUCUGCCCUGUUUGUUACACCAUCACCUCCACUGUACUCUCAUCUAACCUAGACCACUUCACGGUGGAGCACUGUGCCAGGCUACUUCUAUCAGGGGACAGUGCUGUUUGUAGGAGGGGCUCCAAGGUCCCCCUCAGUCAACUGGUCCCAGAGCUACUGAUGCAGGAACUACCCAAAAAAUUCCUGCUUGAUCCAGAUAAACUCCAGGUGGAUCCAUCCAAUAAAAAGGCUUAUCUAGGGUCAGGGGUCACGGGGUCAGUUUUCAAGGGUAAAUAUGGAGAUGUGGAAGUCGCUGUGAAGUAUUAUCACGGAGCCCCCACAAUGUCUGGGAAACACUCGCUAGACAGCAGUUAUUACUCUGGUAACAUAUCCAGUGUGGAGAGGAAUAAGCCAGUGCAGACCACUGAAGAUGACUAUGAUGAAGAAGAGGAUUAUGUGAAUGCUUUACAGAUGCAUUUAGACAGUGAUGAAGUUAGCAGUAUUAAGGCAUUCCGGGCAUUUAUGGAAAUGAGACAAGAAGCUGACGUCACAAGCAAGUUGGACCAUCCUUGCAUUGUCUCCCUGAUUGGCAUUUCCAUCCGACCAGAUCUUCUGAUGUGUCUGGAAUUAGCUCCCCUGGGAAGCCUAAGGAGGGUGUUGGAUAAGGAGAUAGAAGGGAGAGAACCCUUCAACAAAUACAGAGAUAAGGACAAGGUGUUCUGGCCGGUGUUCAACAAGGAAACCAACUUCAAACUUGUUCAUCAGAUCAUGGAUGGACUGGCUUAUGAUGAAAAGGUGGACCUGUUCUCCUUUUCAAUGGUUUUAUAUGAGAUUUUGUCUGGUGAGAGGCCAUACUGUGAAUACAAGAAUAUGGCACAGAUAUCAAGGGCCAUGAAAAUGGAGGCCAAAAGACCAAACCUUCAGGACUUUAACAUAGACCCUCGUUUCCCAAUGAUGGAGCGUCUGAUGCAACUGUGUUGGAACCAGGAUGCCACUAAACGCCCGAGUGCGCGGGAGAUCCUGACCACUAACUAUAUGAUGUCAGCAGACUUCCUGGCUCAGCACAAACACUUCCCCAGAGAACUGGAGGAGGUGGAUCAUGUUACAGCAAUAACUGAGCAUGAUGAUGAUGGGAAACAACAGGUGUGGAUUUGGGAGGGGAGCGGAGACGACCGCUGUUACCACAUCCUGGAUGCCACCAUGUGUGUCUAUCAGGCCUACAGGAAACCACUGCCUGGUGCUGCAGUAACCUGUAUGGAGAAGAUCGGUAAACAGAUGUGGAUUGGUACCGAGGAUGAACAAAUAGAAGUUUUUGGACAGCAGGGAGUUGGACAUCCAUCAUCCUUAAAGAAAAUUGACAACUUAGGAGCCACUCCUACAUGUAUAGAGUUUGUCAAGGAACCUGACUCGAGCAUCAAGAGAGUGUACAUCUUAUUAGGAGAUGGUCAGCUUAAACUGUACCACCAUAUCAAGAAACCAGAGGUAAUAGAAGGCGAGGAGGUGAACAUGAGGCACCAGUUUAACUGGCACCUCAAGAAGACCCUCAGGUUGUCCAAGAGGACCGCCUCCUGCAUGGUUUAUGUGGAGGAGACAGAGGAAAUGUGGUGUGGUUGUGGAAAUGAAAUUGUGAUAGUGAGCAGUAAGACUGAAAUGAUUGAGAGACGGAUUGAGAUAAACAAAGACUGCCAAGCCUUACUGGAAAAUAAAUUACCCGACGUUGCAAAGCUUGUACACAUGGACUUCAGGGUAUGGGCUCUUCUUGCCAACAGUAGUGAGAUUCUGGAAUUUGAUACAGAAAUGGGCAUUUUGACACACAUUCUGAAAUGUGAUCAGAUUAAUCCCCACCGAAUGGUUGUUUCUAAAUACAUUUCUGGCAAUACGGUCAAUGUACAAGCCAGGCCGAUAUCCCGAAGAAUGUCUGAUUCUUCUUGUUCCGGUGACAAUAUCUCCUCUGGGGAGUUUGAUAAAUGGUUUGAUGAAGAUGCAGCUAAAAAUCCAGACGGUGAUGAGGGCCCACCCCCUCCAGUUCCUGAGAGAAGCUAUUCGAUCAGUUCCUCCCGCCGUCAACCCUUUUCCCCACCCCUGCCUCCGAGGCACCCCACCAUUAGUGGCAAAUCUCAGACCCUCCCCGCCAGGACCAGCCCCACCUCUAAGAGCCCCACCCCACAGAGUCCAGUGGCACCCAGGAGUCGCCACCCUCUCGUCAAUUCAGUGGUGGGGGUGGGAGACUCUUUAUGGGUGGGCAGAUCCAGUGGGGACAUCUUAAUCAUCAACAUCAAAUCAGCAUCUCAAUGUCAACAUGGUUGUGUGAUGGCUGUCAUGCACAGUCACUGUGAUAAACAGCACAUAGCCCACGCAGUGGAGAAACUUGUCACCGUGGGGGACCUGAUAUUCUCUGUCAUUAAAGCAGAUUCUAAAUAUUCUGAAGUCACAGCAUGGGAGGCGUACGAUGCAUCAAAAAUUCAAAAACUGGAAAAAAUAUGGGCACGUCCAAAAAGUUUGGUCUACACCAUGAAUACAUUUAAUACAGAGGAUGUAGUAGAAAUGGGACAAAUUUAAUUAUACAUGUGUUAAAAUAGAAACAACUUGUUUAAUUGACAAAGUGCAAUUAUGUACAUAUCUGUUCUAUUUAACCAAACAUUUAUAUAAAGUGCAAUAGUUGUACCAUACUGCAUUACUGUUAUACAUUGUAUAUUUUUUAACAAUUCUAUAUACUCAUAAUUGUUGAAAUUUUACCAUUUUAAAAAUAUUUUUAACUACAUAAUGCAUUUGUUAUUUUCAUUUAUAUCUUAUUCAAUAAUCAUUACUCAUUAUACAGAGAUGUUAAUGAACAUUUUCUUCAUGUCAUUUUGUCUAUUGUUCUUUCUUUAUGAUAGAGGAUUUUUCCAAUUUUAUUUUUCUAUUUUCAGAAAGCAUUUUAAAUUUUGCCCCUUGAAACAUUAAUUUUUUCUAAAAAUGUUUGUAAUAUUUUAUUAUUACUGAUUUUAUGAAUAUUAAUGCCAAAACCAUAUAUAAAAUUUAUAAUAUCUGUUUUAUUUGUGUUGGGGGUGGGGGUAGUUGCAGAAAAAAGAAUACCUCUAUUAAAUUACGAUAAAGACUGCUUUAUUCUGAUUCCAUCAGAACAUGUGCAUUACCUUGAUGUAAAAUCUCCAUUCUUUGGGGAGAAAGUAGGAAGGGGGGGGUGCUCUUCAUCAUUUUGAUUCACUAUGACCAGUGAAGAUUUUAACCAUUAUUAAGUUUUCACAUUGAAAACUAAACAUUUUUGUGCAAUAUUUUAAUGUUCAAGAGUGCACACCAUGAUAAACACAUUGUAAUUAUGCACGUUAUGUUCAGCUAAAAAGACUGUAAUAUUAUUGUACAAUGUAGCUAUUUUAUUGCAUGUCUGUCUAAGAUUAAUUUCCAGCAAAAAGGCAGUUAAACUUUCUAGAAGUCUUCAUCACAUUUGUAUAUACAUGUUUUAGGAGUUGGGUAUGACACCUUAAAGUUUGAUCAUUGAUUAACUGUACAUAAAUCUUUUCUUUCAAAUCCUUUACAAUAUAUCUUUUUGGAUGUAAUUACAAAUUAUGAGAAUAACUGUAUUAUAUUAUAUUCUAGAAAAGGGGUAUAAAACAUGUUAUUAAUGUAAAAAUGUUAUUUCAAAAAUGGGUAAAUAAAAAAAAAUUGCAAAUUGAUAA
This is a messenger RNA of Saccostrea cuccullata (small rock oyster), 7279 nucleotides long. RefSeq names its product leucine-rich repeat serine/threonine-protein kinase 1-like. Gene Ontology annotation, molecular function: protein kinase activity; ATP binding; protein binding. The transcript is spliced from 29 exons. Gene Ontology annotation, biological process: protein phosphorylation. Lineage: Eukaryota; Metazoa; Mollusca; Bivalvia; Ostreida; Ostreidae. The record is from RefSeq and is a predicted model, not a curated record. The coding region runs from base 21 to 6164 and encodes 2047 amino acids.